CGUACCAGGUUUACGGAGAAGACGUCAGUCAGGUAUGGAAAACCUCUUCUACACCAGUGUAUGCGAGAGCAAAACAAUGGAUUUACGCUGCCCCGUUGGAUUCGUUAUUUAUAUUGAAUCGGCAAACUUUGGGCGUACGGACAAUGUAACGUGUACGAGUGGGCCUGUGAUAACCUCGGAGUGUUUUUCAGACAACGCCAAAGAAAUCGUUGCCAAUAGCUGCGACGACAAGUCCUCUUGUUCAAUUCAGACUACGGAUGCGGUUUUUGACAACGAUUGCCCACCCGGCACUCAAAAAUAUCUCGAGGUUUUGUUUGCCUGUUUAAAAGUUCCAACGACAAUAGCACCACCCACCACCCCUGCAAGAGAGACUACAACAGUCACCACAAAAUCACCCACCCCACAACCCCGCGAGAGGACAAAGCAACCGAUCAUCAUUACUCAGUUGCCUAACGAUGCUACCACGCUCUUACCAGAUGGUACUACCACCAUGCUGCCACCUGUGACAACCAAAGCAGCAACAACAACAAUCCGUAGGCCGCCUACAACAGCAACAACAACACCAUCAACAACAGUUGUUCAAACCACCAGAAAACCUGAGUUCUGCAUGCCAAUAGUUGUGAGAGGUGUCCAGUGGGAACAUGCUCCAGCAGGUACCAUUGAUGUGCAGGCAUGUCCACCAGGUCAUACAGGUAAGUCUGUGGGUCUGUUCAGACUUCAUGUAAAAGUCAUAGGCCCGUAUUCUGAAGUCGGGUUUAACUUAAACUCAGGUUUAAAGUUGUGGUUUAAGUAUGGAUAGCCAAUUGUUAAAUCUCUAAUAGUAGAGAUAUCAUAAUUCAGCUCAUUUGGCUCUCAAAUCAUUCAUAAUUGUCUAGGAAGUAUAAAUAGAUGAUUGUCUUCACCAUUGAUGAAUCAGGAAAGAGCACAGUAAACAUAAAAAACAUACAACUUAAUAAAAAUUUUGACACUUUUGGCUUCCCAUAAUUUUAACACAGAGUUAGACCAUGGUCUUAGUUAAACCUGACUUCAGAAUAUGGGCCAUAGUGUUAGUCCACGAAUUACUUGAAUAUGAAGUUCAAAAGUGAAAUGAUAGAGAAGGGUGUUGGGUGAUGGGUGUUCGGUAUAGGAAUGAUACCAAAGUCUGCUUCAGAAAGAGUGCUUGGUGUAGAAAUUAUACAAAAGGGUGUUUCAUGAAGGGUGUUUGGUGUAGCAAUGAUCCAAAGUGGUGUUUUGUGAAGACUGUAAGGUGUAAGCUGAAGUGUUCAUAUUCAGAAUUUAGGUUUGAGCUACAGUCAUGUUUGGAUGUAGGUUUAUGUCAAAUAUCUAGGUAGAAAUUUAAGUUUCAGCAAAGUUCUGAAUUUAGGUUUGUUUUAAAGUACGAGAAUGAGGUAUUGUGUAAUUGUAAUAGACACACGACCCGAUAAUUAUAUCAUGCAGUCAGAACUUUUGAGAUAAGUAAAAAAAGAAAAAAAAAGUAAAGUGAAUUGGAACAGAAAAUUGUUUUGAAGGAGUGUCAAUAUAUCUAGGGCAACAGUUGUGCACACAACCUGCUGCCCCAGUAAUAUAAACAUUUAAUGAUUUGUCAUAUAUUAAAGAAAAGUAAUAUCAAAUAUCAAAACAGCCAAAUAUUUUGAAUAAACAGAUGUUUCUUAAUCUAAGAAACAGGAAACUGAAAAUAGAUUUUUAGUGAAACUCUUGCCAAAUAAAGAAAUAUCAUCAAGCAAAUCAUCACUGGUGAAACAUGGUAAUCAUGAUUGACGAUGAAAGCCAAGGACAAGAAAUAAACUUUUUGGUCCAAUUUGAUUAUAAAAUAUAUUGAAGGAUGUAUAAGUUGCCAAGUGAAAUGGAAAAUACAGUGAUUAGAAAAUGAAAGAUUGCCUUUUUAAUGAAAUAUAAUGAAAUGUGGACAUAAAAAAAUAAUAUUUUGGCUAUUUGUGACUACCCAGUUCUUUUCAAUGAAUUAGAUAGAAUAGAGCUACUAAAUUUUCAUGACAUUGUUUCAUUUGAGAUAUUGAUAUAAUGGAGGAUUGCCCCUUUCAAGUUUGCAUUAGCUUGAUAAAUAUAUAAUAAUAAAUAAUAUGGAUAUAAAAUACUAGUAAAUGUUAGUUAAUAAUAACUAUACUAUGUAUAUGAGACUUAUGCUUUUGAUUAUUUAUUUUUCAUUUAAUCUUUCCAUCCCAACAAACUGGUAUAAGUGUCUCCUAUUAAUCCUCAAAAAUUUUCAUAAAAUUCUUCUCUUUUUUAUUUGAUUCAAAGAUCUCUUUACAAACUUUCUCCUCUCGUAUUCGAUCCCCUGAAAAAUGAAACUCUUGACAAGAAUCGGCUGUUUCUGCGUCAGUCUUUCCAGUGGUUGAAACUUUAAUCGAUGAAGGUGACGUCUUUGGGGGUGCUGGUAAUUUCCUGUCAUUGGGGAAGCACGGUGUGAUUAAAAUCAAUUAAGAGGAAGAUGGAAGGCUGGAUUCUUACGUGAAACUGACUCUAUCAAGAUCCUCUGUAUUCUAGCAAUCAAAUGAUAUGUCAGUUUUACCUCUCAAAAUAGGGUAUUUCGGGAAGCAAUGGAAGAUACCUGCAGAUAAAACGUCUUUGUAGGAAAGCUGUUUAACGUAAGGGCCUACUUGUGAUAGAUGAUAAGUUAGAUGAUGGAGUGCAGAGGAAAAAUUUAUUUUUACUAAGUGUGAAACUAUCUGAUUUCCCCCACUUGCACAUCCAUGGGAAACAACUGUCAUAUCAAGCUUCCACUGAACCCACCCCCCCAAAAAAAAAUUUUUAUCCUAUCUUUUACAUAUUUCAGUUUUUCUGAAGGAAGAAAAAACACGAUUUUUGAAAACAUUUUGAAGAAAAGGAUGAAGGUAACAUUUGCUGAAAGUCCAUUCCUGUAGU
Messenger RNA from Lytechinus pictus (painted urchin), 2880 nucleotides. Its product is annotated as adhesion G protein-coupled receptor L1-like. The coding region runs from base 35 to 799 and encodes 254 amino acids. Gene Ontology annotation, cellular component: membrane. Gene Ontology annotation, molecular function: carbohydrate binding; G protein-coupled receptor activity. The transcript has 4 exons. NCBI's taxonomy places the organism in Eukaryota, Metazoa, Echinodermata, Echinoidea, Temnopleuroida, Toxopneustidae. The record is from RefSeq and is a predicted model, not a curated record.